GAGGUGGGGGGAAGCAUGGCCACCUUGGCCAGGCUUCAGGCGAGGCUGCCGGGCCUGCGGGAGGAGUGUUUCCGUCGGAACAGAUCUAUAGAUGAAUACCGAAAGAAAGAGUACAAAGCUGCUGUCAAAAUCCAGAGCUGGUUUCGAGGAUGCAGAGUCCGAGCUUAUAUCAGGUAUUUGAACAAUGUGAUAAUUAUUAUACAGAAGUGGUGGAGAGGUUAUCAAGGCAGAAGAUACUUCAGAAAAAUGGUGGAGACAGCAUAUUUUAUUAUGAAGAUGAAUUUCUACAAUGAAAUGGCUGUCAGGAUUCAGAAAAGAUGGCGAGGCUAUUAUGUUCGAAAAUAUAUCCAUAAUUAUUAUGCACUGAAGAAAUACCUGGAAGCCAUUUCUGUGAAUAAUGAGAUUGUCAGGAAAGAACUGAAUGAGUAUGCAGAAAUGAAGGAAAAAGAAAAGCAAAAGAAAGACCUAGAAAAGAAAGAAAAGGAAAAGGAUCACCAAGCCCGAAAGAUGCAUUACCUCCUUAGCACUGAGCAAAUUGCAGGUGUAUACAAUUCACCAUUCAGAAAAUCCCCAGAUCCAAUGGAACUCCUGUUGCGGAAGUCAAAGCCGUUGAGCCACAGCCAGCAGCCAGCAAAGAAUCACCUCAUAUGUGAGCUCUGUGGCUGGUCAAAUUAUACAAGGUCUCAGACUUUCCCCACACCACAGCCUCUACCACCUAUUGGCAGACAGAAACCUCAGGGGCCUUUCCGUGAUACUGCUGAAGUAUUGCGGCAGCGCUACAAGCCUUUAGAACCAACCUUGCGAGUGGCAGCGUCAAUCAAUUCACUAGAGAAGGCCAGAGAGGAAAUGAAGAGAGAGGAAUGGAGAAACCGUAUACAUGACAAUGAAUUUUUGCCAUUUUCCUCAUAUCAUAAAAAAGAGAAGUACGACCCAUCGAUUCACAGGUCAGGUAAAUAUGGCCAAGAAACUUACGGAAUUAAACAUUUCCGAGAGGUACAGCCUAAGAAGUGGAUAGCAGACAAGGACUUUCAAACAGUGUUACCAUCGAUUGUUCUCUUUGAAAGGUUUGGAAAAACCUAUUCCAGAACUGGGCAAAUAGUUUAA
Molecule: messenger RNA, 1104 nt
Organism: Rhea pennata
Lineage: Eukaryota; Metazoa; Chordata; Aves; Rheiformes; Rheidae
Gene: SPATA17
Product: spermatogenesis associated 17
Exons: 10
Coding region: 16-1104 (362 amino acids)
Molecular function (GO): protein binding
Source: RefSeq, a predicted model, not a curated record